AUGCAGCGAGCCGGCGGCGGGGGCGCCCCCGGGAGCGGCGGCGGGGGCGGCGGCGGCGGCGGCGGGGGCCCGGGCACCGCCUUCUCCAUCGACUCCCUGAUCGGGCCGCCGCCGCCGCGCUCCGGCCACUUGCUGUACACCGGCUACCCCAUGUUCAUGCCCUACCGGCCCCUCGUGCUGCCGCAGGCGCUGGCCCCCGCGCCGCUGCCCGCCGGCCUCCCGCCCCUCGCCCCGCUUGCCUCCUUCGCCGGCCGCCUGACCAACACCUUCUGCGCGGGCCUGGGCCAGGCCGUGCCCUCGAUGGUUGCGCUGACCACCGCGCUGCCCAGCUUCGCGGAGCCACCCGACGCCUUCUACGGGCCCCCGGAGCUCGCCGCCGCCGCCGCCGCCGCCACUGCCGCCCGAAACCACCCCGAGCCGGGCGGCCGACGCCCGGAGGGCGGGCUGGACGCCGACGAGCCGCUGCCCGCCCGCGAGAAAGUGGCAGAACCCCCAGCGCCCCCGCCUGCGCACUUCUCCGAGACUUUCCCAAGUCUGCCGGCAGAGGGGAAGGUGUACAGCUCCGAUGAGGAAAAGCUGGAGGCACCCGCAGGAGACCCGGCAGGCAGUGAGCAGGAGGAAGAGGGCUCGGGCGCGGACAGUGAGGAUGACGGCUUCCUGGACAGUUCUGCCGGGGGCCCCAGGGCCCUCCUGGGACCUAAACCGAAGCUGAAGGGUGGCCUGGGGACCGCAGCGGAGGAGGGGGCGCCCUCGACAGGAGUCCCGGCCCCCGGGGGCAAGAGCCGGAGGCGCCGCACGGCCUUCACCAGCGAGCAGCUGCUGGAGCUGGAGAAGGAGUUCCACUGCAAGAAGUACCUCUCGCUGACCGAGCGCUCGCAGAUCGCGCACGCCCUCAAGCUCAGCGAGGUGCAGGUCAAGAUCUGGUUUCAGAACCGGCGGGCCAAGUGGAAGCGCAUCAAAGCCGGGAACGUGAGCAGCCGCUCUGGGGAGCCUGUGAGAAACCCCAAGAUCGUGGUCCCCAUACCCGUGCACGUCAACAGGUUUGCAGUGAGGAGCCAGCACCAACAGAUGGAGCAGGGGGCCCGGCCCUGA
Messenger RNA from Budorcas taxicolor (takin), 1092 nucleotides. It is a transcript of the gene GBX1, whose product is annotated as gastrulation brain homeobox 1. Gene Ontology annotation, cellular component: nucleus. Gene Ontology annotation, biological process: regulation of nervous system development; regulation of transcription by RNA polymerase II. Lineage: Eukaryota; Metazoa; Chordata; Mammalia; Artiodactyla; Bovidae. Gene Ontology annotation, molecular function: DNA-binding transcription factor activity, RNA polymerase II-specific; RNA polymerase II transcription regulatory region sequence-specific DNA binding. The record is from RefSeq and is a predicted model, not a curated record. The transcript has 2 exons. Bases 1 to 1092 code for a protein of 363 amino acids.